Messenger RNA from Oncorhynchus kisutch (coho salmon), 4061 nucleotides. RefSeq names its product PI3K_p85B and PI3K_rbd domain-containing protein. NCBI's taxonomy places the organism in Eukaryota, Metazoa, Chordata, Actinopteri, Salmoniformes, Salmonidae. Gene Ontology annotation, molecular function: 1-phosphatidylinositol-3-kinase activity; 1-phosphatidylinositol-4-phosphate 3-kinase activity. Gene Ontology annotation, cellular component: phosphatidylinositol 3-kinase complex, class IA; plasma membrane; phosphatidylinositol 3-kinase complex, class IB. The record is from RefSeq and is a predicted model, not a curated record. Gene Ontology annotation, biological process: cell migration; phosphatidylinositol-3-phosphate biosynthetic process; phosphatidylinositol 3-kinase/protein kinase B signal transduction.
GGUAGAGGAACUGGAUGGUUUGAAGCCCCGGUUUAGUUUACGGUGAAAGGAGAAGACAAGACAGGCGUCGGCACGCGCAGAUUUACCGUUUUAACGGCAGUGAAGCAGGGCAGCGAGAGAGGAAGGGCGUCCUGUCCUGUACGCGAGUCUGCUGGUAGACAUGAUGCUAUGACCAGGGCUGGAACGGAGGCUCGGGCGCAGACACGCAUCACUACCGGCCCCGCGAGACAGACCCACCCGCCUAACAGCCUGGCGGGAGAGACAGGGGUUGUGGUAGAGUCGAGUGUGUGUCUAGAUGGCCCCGCGGCCAUCUUCAGGGGAACUAUGGGGCCUUCACCUCAUGCCCCCUAGGAUCCUGGUGGACUGCUGUCUGCCCAAUGGCAUGCUGGUUAGUCUGGAGUGUCUCAGAGAGGCGCCGCUCACGAACAUCAAACAACAGCUGUUCACAGAGGCCCGGAAAUACCCCCUGUACCCCUUACUACAGGAGGAGUCGUGUUACAUCUUUGUGGGCGUGACCCAGGAGGCGGAGAGAGAGGAGUUUUAUGACGAGACGCGCCGUCUGUGUGACCUCCGACUUUUCCACCCCAUCCUCAAGGUCAUCGAACCGCUGGGCAACCGAGAGGAAAAGAUCCUCAACAGAGAGAUAGGUUUUGCGAUAGGCAUGCCCAUCUGUGAGUUUGAGCAGCUGAAGGACCCUGAGGUUCAGGACUUCAGAAGGAGCAUACUGGGCGUGUGCAGAGAGGCUAUGGAGGAGAGGGAAGGAGGCGGGGCUGAGACACAGGCCCUCUAUGUCUACCCCCCCAACGUGGAGUCAGCCCCCGAGCUGCCACAACACAUCUUCUGCAAACUGGACAAGGGUCGUCUGAUAGUCACUAUCUGGGUGAUUGUCUCUCCCUCCAACUCUAAACAGAAGUACACCCUAAAGAUCAGCCAUGACAGUCUGCCUGAACAACUUAUAGCAGAGGCCAUCAGGAAGAAGACUAGGUCUAUGCACCUGUCGGCCCAGCAGCUGAGGCUGUGUGUCCAGGAAUACCAGGGGCAGUACAUCCUGAAGGUCUGUGGAUGUGAUGAAUACCUGCUGGAGAAAUACCCCCCUCAUCAGUACAAGUAUAUCCGUAGCUGUAUAACGGUUGGCCGCCUGCCCCACCUGAUGUUAGUGUCAAAGGACAGUCUGUACAGCCAGCUCCCAGGCAGUGGGUUUGUAGCUCCCUCCUACAGUCGGCGGACCCCCCAGCCCAGCCCCUGUCCUGGGGGAGGAGAUCCCAGCUCACCCCGCUCCCUCUGGGCCUUCAACACCCUGCUGAGGGUCCGCCUGCUCUGUGCUACAUACGUCAACGUCAACAUCAGAGACAUUGACAAGAUAUAUGUUAGAACUGGUAUCUAUCAUGGAGGAGAGCCGCUGUGUGACAACGUCAACACCCAGAGAGUACCCUGCUCCAACCCCAGGUGGAAUGAGUGGCUGUCCUAUGACAUCUACAUGACGGACCUCCCUCACUCCGCCAGACUCUGUCUCUCCAUCUGCAGCGUCAAGGGACGCAAGGGAGCCAAAGAGGAGCACUGCCCGCUGGCGUGGGGCAACGUGAACUUGUUUGACUACAAGGACACGUUAGUGUGUGGAAAAGUAGCGCUCAGCCUGUGGCCAGUUCCUCACGGUUUAGAGGACCUGCUCAAUCCUAUAGGAGUGGCUGGAUCCAACCCUAACAAGGAAACUCCAUGUGUUGAACUAGAGUUCUCAUGGUUCAACCAGGUGGUCCUGUUUCCUGAUGAACAGCAGAUAGAGGAACACGCCAACUGGACCAUCUCUAGAGAACUGGGCUACAACUACAGUCUAGGACUGAGUAGCAGGCUGGCGUGUGACAGUAGUGUGUCAGCGGCGGAUGGUGAGCAGCUCAGGUCUCUCUGUAGCAGAGAUCCUCUCUAUGAGCUGUCUGAACAGGAGAAGGACUUUCUCUGGAGACACAGACAUUACUGUGUGAACAUUCCAGAGUCUCUUCCUAAGCUGCUGCUGUCAGUCAAAUGGAACUCUAGAGAUGAGUGGUCACAGAUGUACUGUUUAUUGCGUGACUGGCCCCUGAUGCAACCAGAGAGUGCCCUGGAGCUGGACUGUAACUUUCCUGAUCCCAUGGUUCGAGAGUUCGCCCUGCGUUGCCUCGUACAGGGCCUCACUGACGACAAGCUCAGCCAGUACCUUCUGCAGCUAGUACAGGUGUUGAAGUAUGAGAUGUACCUGGACAACCCUCUGGCCAGGUUCCUCAUUAAGAAGGCUCUGACUAACCAGAGGAUAGGACAUUUCUUCUUCUGGCAUCUCAAGUCAGAGAUGCACAAUAAGACUGUGUCCAGGAGGUUUGGUCUGCUGUUGGAAGCCUUCUGUAGAGCCUGUGGGAUGUACCUCAAACAUCUCAACAGACAGGUGGAAGCGAUGGAUAAACUGGUGAACCUCACAGACACACUGAAACAGGAGAAGAAAGAUGAGACACAGAAGACUCAGAUGAAGUUCCUGGUAGAACACAUGUCGAGGCCAGACUACAUGGAGUCUCUACAAGGCUUCGUCUCUCCACUGAACCCUGUUCACCAGCUAGGAAACCUCAGGUUAGAGGAGUGUAGGAUCAUGUCUUCAGCGAAGCGUCCUCUGUGGCUGAACUGGGAUAACCCUGACAUCAUGAGUGAACUACUGUUUACUAACAACGAGGUCAUCUUCAAGAACGGAGAUGAUCUACGCCAGGACAUGUUGACUCUGCAGAUAAUUAAAAUAAUGGAGAAUAUCUGGCAGAACCAGGGAUUAGACCUAAGGAUGUUACCGUAUGGCUGUCUGUCUAUAGGGGACUGUGUGGGGCUGAUAGAGGUUGUGAAGAACAGCUACACCAUCAUGCAGAUCCAGUGUAAAGGAGGCCUGAAGGGGGCGCUGCAGUUCAACAGCCACACACUGCACCACUGGAUCAAGGACAAGAACAGAGGAGAGGGGUAUGACCGAGCGAUUGACCUGUUCACCAGGUCCUGUGCAGGGUACUGCGUAGCCACCUUCAUCCUGGGUAUUGGAGACAGACACAACUCCAACAUCAUGGUUAAGGAGAACGGACAGCUGUUCCAUAUAGACUUUGGCCACUUCCUGGAUCAUAAGAAGAAGAAGUUUGGCUAUAAAAGAGAGAGAGUUCCCUUCGUUCUGACACAAGACUUCCUGAUUGUCAUCAGUAAGGGAGUCCAGGAGUGUACCAAGACCAAAGAGUUUGAGAGGUUCCAGGAGAUGUGUUACAAGGCGUACCUAUCCAUCCGACAGCAUGCCUCUCUGUUCAUCAACCUGUUCUCCCUGUUGCUGGGCUGUGGCAUGCCUGAACUACAGUCCUUUGAUGACAUUGCUUACCUGAGGAAGACCCUCGCUCUGGAGAAGAGCCAACAGGAGGCUCUGGAGUACUUCACCAAGCAAAUGAACGAUGCUCACCAUGGAGGAUGGACCACUAAGAUGGACUGGAUCUUCCACACCAUCAGACACAUGCCCAACGAACACUGACCCCCCCCCAGAGAGAGAGAGAGAGAGAGAGAGAGAGAGAGAGAGAGAGAGAGAGAGAGAGAGAGAGAGAGAGAGAGAGAGACACAAAGAGAGUCCCAUUUGAUAUGAAGUUGCAGUAACCAUUAUGUUACUACCAACAGUAGCUAAAACAUUCUGACACACCUUCUCCUUCCCAUAAACACACGUUCCCCCUCCCAUAAACACACGUUCCCCCUCCCCUCACAUAAACACACGUUCCCCCCCCCCUCCCAUAAACACACGUUCCCCCUCCCAUAAACACACAUUCCCCCUCCCCUCACAUAAACACACGUUCCCCCCCCCCUCCCAUAAACACACGUUCCCCUCCCACAUAGGGCUGUUGUGGGGACCGUAUUACCGCCACACCAGAAGUCAUGACAGUAAAUAUUCAAUGGUAAUCUCCUCUUACGUACUCUGGACAUGUUAGUAGUACCCAACUCGCUAACGACCUUCAGGUCCUAAUGGCCUGGUACUCAGAGCUCUAUUGUCCCUCCAACAGGACGAUAAUGGCCUGGUACUCAGGGCUCUCUUGUCCCUC